AUGAAUUUCAAGUUCGGACCGAAAGUCGUCGGUGCCUUUUCAAUGCGCAAGAAUGAACUCCAGGUCGAUGGAUAUACAGCUCCACGCUUCACAGCUAACACUGCAAAAGACUUCCUCGGGGAGCAAUAUAAUUUGCUUGCAUACACGUGGGAUCUCCCGUCCCAAGAACUGAGUCGCGAGGAGGCUGAGCGUGAAGAGUUUGCACUUCAUGCUUUGAACCUGGAGGAAGCUCAAAAGACUCUCGGCUUAGAGGCUGACUCAUCCGAAGACUCCUUCUGUUUAUCCCACCCUGAUCUGCGCGUCGAUAAUAUCAUCGUGGACGAUGAGCUUCGCAUCCGGGGUGUCAUUGACUGGGAGUUCUCGGCUACAGUGCCACGGCACGCCUUCCUACCUCCGUUGUGGCUUACAGGUCAUGACGCUGCAUCGGCUGUUUCUAAAGUCAACAUCUCAUCCGAGUUCAAGAGUGUCCUAUGGUCGAGGAAACAACACUCACCUAGCCACUCUCAGCUUGCGCAGGACUGGGAUUUUCGAGACGAGUUAAGAUUGCCGAUGGCUCAUAUAUUUCUGGAUCCGUCCAAUCUCGUCUUACUCUUCUACAGAUGCAUCUACCCCAGACUCUACGAUGAGUCUCGCGACAAGGUGGUCCCUGCUUUCUUCCAACGUCCUGAGAACAAGGAACUGCAGGAAAGGUUGGAACGUCGAUUGCAUGCUUCUGAGCGGUACACUCACUAUCUCAAGAACAACAACCUUUUUGAAGAUGAGGACCCAGAAUGGCAACAAAUGCGUGAGUGGAUCGCUCAGACACAGGGGAAGUUGCAUCAGAUACGUGAGUGGAGUGACAAAACUCAAGACGAAUUAAUACGCUUGGAUGGGGAACGGGCUGAGCAACAAGCACGAGAGAAAUUAUGA
Metarhizium acridum CQMa 102 is the source of this 909-nucleotide messenger RNA. RefSeq lists its product as uncharacterized. The record is from RefSeq and is a predicted model, not a curated record. Lineage: Eukaryota; Fungi; Ascomycota; Sordariomycetes; Hypocreales; Clavicipitaceae.